AUGGCAUUCAGGAGGCAAGUGAAAAACUUUGUGAAAAAUUACUCAGAAGCUGAAAUAAAAGUCAGGGAAGCAACUUCUAAUGAUCCUUGGGGGCCUUCUAGUUCCCUGAUGUUAGCUAUCAGUGACCUGACUUUCAACACGAUUUCUCUCUCAGAGAUUAUGAAUAUGCUAUGGCAGAGACUAAACGACCAUGGGAAGAACUGGCGCCAUGUGUAUAAAUCCCUUAUGCUAAUGGAUUAUCUCAUCAAGAAUGGAUCUAAGAAAGUCAUUCAGCUUUGCCGAGAGGGGUUCUGUAAAGUUCAAAUACUAAAAGAUUUUCAACAUAUAGAUGAAGCUGGAAAAGACCAAGGUUAUCAUAUCCGGGAAAAGUCUAAGCAAGUCAUAACAUUGCUGAUGGAUGAGCAAUUGCUCCAUAAAGAGAGGGAAGUAGCAUGUCGGACUAGACGGCGUAGCUCCUACUCUAUGGCAUUUUCUAAAAGAUUACCUCAUACAGGUAACUCUCCAACAGCCUGGGCUUCUGCCCCCACACCAGAAGUUCCUGCCUCAGAGAAGUGUAAGCUUCUUAAGGUUGCAAGGCUAUGUAAAAGAAAGAACACUUCCAAGGCUGGAUGGAAACAAGAGCAGUGGCAAGACAUUCAGCAGCCUGGUGAUGCUGUGUUGUCCCAGGAAACACUACCUCUCAAGUUCACUGCUUGGAAAUCAACAGAGGACCUGAUGUUAUUUUAUGAGGAUGACCCAAAGCCACUUUUGCCGACAAUUCCUCCAGCCAUUAUCUCGUCAUCUACAUGGUUGUCAGAAGGGCAAGCAGAAGAUUGUAACCUCUGGAAUGCAGAUGCUGUAUCUACUCCCUCAGAAAAAACCCCAUCUCUGCAGACAAAUGUGAAUUUGGACAAGAAACCAGAGAGUACCAUUAGAAAUACUGUAACAGAAAACCCUUUUCAAAUGCCGCUAGAAAAGCAGUCAAAUGCAACAAAUUUUGAAAUAUUGACAACUUUAUCAGCAUUUGGGUCAUCAAGUAAAGAAGAGUCUAUCCAUCCAAGUGUAAGAAUAUCCAAGUCGGACUCGACUUUCUGUAACCAGGCCUCUGUAGAGACACUCUAUGUCUCUCCCUCGUUCAAGACGUUUGACCCAGCAGAGACUAUGAUCAAUAAGGACUCUCAGAAACCAGCCCAGCCCAGCAUUGCUCAGAGGGAUGUUGAUAUUCUCAAGAGCUUAACGGAAUGGGUGUCAACCACCUCUGAGGGGACAUCCUCCUUUUCUACUCUAUCCAUGUCGUCUCCUGACACGGCCUCUCCAGACAAGUCUGCUCCUCUCUUACCCCGGAUUUUGGCUGGACCUUCCUACUGGGCUUUGUCCCAUCAACAGUCUUCUUCUGUCUCCUUUAAAGAUAAAGAUAAGACAGCCAGGGUUCGUCACCCCUUUGCUCCUAGGAGCUCACUGUCUUCUGAUGAAGAAUCUGACAACUUCAAUCUACUGGAAAGUCUUCCAGAUAACUCUGAUUCUGCUAACAAGAAGAUAAGUCAUAUUUCCCGCAGUAAUUGGGUAGGGUUUUCCACCCAAAAUGUAGACCGCUUCACCUCGGUGCCCUGUUCUAGUUUUCAGACAACCAAAGGCCUGCCUCAGGAGCCCAAAGCAAACAAUUCCAUUCAGGGUCUUCUAGGGGAGGUGAAAAAUGCAAUAGUCAAAUUACACGAAGAUCUGAGUAUGGUGAUACAAGAACUUGGUGUCAUCAACAGCCAUCUGGUAAGAAUGAGUGGGAAUAGCCCCCAAAUCAGCACGGCUUCGCCGCUGCCCCAGUCUUCUGAGGAGAGCUCAGAUCAAAUAGAAUCAUCCCAGUAACCAUUUCUGAUAGAGCUCAUGUGGUUCCACUUCCCCGAAACUGAGUUAACCUGCUAUAGGUUCUCAUUACUAUGGCAAAAUAGACUGACGGUUUGAUUUUUCUUUGUCAGAUUUAUUAACAGUAUCUUGCACAUCAAUAAAUUCACUUGGGUGGUUUAUUUUUUUAAACAGAAAAGGUUCACCUUUGAUAAUAUUUUCAGAUUUAGAUAUUAGUUCAUUUGAAACUGAAGAGAAUUUCAUUCUUCCAUGCUCUGUACUUUAAAUCAAAAUACAUUUAAAUAUCAGUGAAGGCUAUGGUAAGACCUCACAUGGGAAAUGGCUAUUCUAGAGCUCUGGGGGAAGCUGGUAGCGAGGGGCCCUUUACUUCUCAUCUGUGUGGGGUAUCACUGUCAACAAGCCUUUGCCUUGAGUGAGGAAGACUGAGUCUGGGGCACAGGUUUUACAUGUUCUCACGCCAGGUUUCUGUCCUGCAAACCAAGGGCCAGAACCUUCCCCUCCUUGUGGAUGCCACAUUGGUUGGGAGUUUAGUUGAGACAAAAAGAACAUGGAAUAGGUUUUUGUUCAU
Myotis daubentonii (Daubenton's bat) is the source of this 2404-nucleotide messenger RNA. It is a transcript of the gene ENTHD1, whose product is annotated as ENTH domain containing 1. The transcript is spliced from 6 exons. NCBI's taxonomy places the organism in Eukaryota, Metazoa, Chordata, Mammalia, Chiroptera, Vespertilionidae. The record is from RefSeq and is a predicted model, not a curated record. Bases 1 to 1839 code for a protein of 612 amino acids.